Xyrauchen texanus (razorback sucker) is the source of this 1163-nucleotide messenger RNA. RefSeq lists its product as uncharacterized. Lineage: Eukaryota; Metazoa; Chordata; Actinopteri; Cypriniformes; Catostomidae. The record is from RefSeq and is a predicted model, not a curated record. Bases 219 to 1163 code for a protein of 314 amino acids. The transcript has a single exon.
AUGGUGUUACAAGUGUACAAACAACAGAGGAUGCAAUUCAACUUGCUCAAGAAGCCCGGGACCUUUGUGCUGUUGGUGGCCUUAGACUUCACAAAUUUGUGUCCAAUUUUAAUGCUGUGCUGGAAAGUAUUCCUCCCUCAGAACGAGCAAUCAAUGUAAAAGAACCUGAUCUCUCAUUUGAUUCCUUGACAGAGCGGACAUUGGGGAUUCAGUGGAACAUGGAACUUGAUUGUUUUAAGUUUGAUAUUUCUCUCAAGGAACAGCCAGUAACUCGACGUGGAAUUUUAUCUACGAUUGCAUCAUUGUAUGACCCAUUAGGGUUCUUGGCUCCAUUUAUUCUUCAUGGAAAGAAAAUACUUCAGGAAGUAUGCAGACAUGGUAUAGGGUGGGAUGAGACACUGAGAAAUGAGUUGCAGCCAAGUUGGGAGUGCUGGAGAAGAGAUUUGGGUAACUUGAAGAAAGUGACUAUUCCCCGCACAUAUGCUCCUCCUGGGUUUGGAAAGGUAAAGGAAGUAGAGCUGCAUCAUUUUUCAGACGCUAGUACUAGUGGCUAUGGACAGUGCUCAUAUCUGAGAUUGAAAAAUGAAAGGAAAGAUGUCCAUGUUGCUCUCGCCAUGGGGAAGUCUCGUGUGUCUCCUUUAAAGAUUACAACUAUUCCAAGGUUGGAGUUGACGGCUGCAGUCGUUUCAGUGAACGUCAGUAAAAUCCUUAAGCAAGAACUUCGGUAUGCUGACAUCACAGAGUUUUUCUGGACUGACUCCAAGGUUGUUCUGGGAUAUAUCAAUAAUGAGGCCAGACGAUUCCAUACAUUUGUUGCUAACAGAGUGCAAAAGAUUCAUUUAAGUACAGUGCCGCAGCAAUGGCGGUAUGUUCCAACAAAGGAAAAUCCUGCAGAUCAUGUCUCAAGAGGUCUCACUGUUGAUGAAAUGAUUUCAUCUGACUGGUUCACAGGGCCAAGUUUCUUAUGGAAUAAGGAGAUGGUUCUUCCUGCCAACGAGAUUCCAGAAUUACAACCAAGUGACUCAGAAGUCAGAUGUUCUCAAACGCUUAACAUAAAUGCAGUGGAACAGGAAUUUAUUUUAAAUCGCCUGUCAAAGUUCUCGUCUUGGUCUAAGGUAAUAGGAGCAAUCGCACGUAUUCAACGCACGGAUUCGCAAGGAUAA